Penicillium cinerascens is the source of this 1365-nucleotide messenger RNA. Its product is annotated as saccharopine dehydrogenase family protein. The record is from RefSeq and is a predicted model, not a curated record. NCBI's taxonomy places the organism in Eukaryota, Fungi, Ascomycota, Eurotiomycetes, Eurotiales, Aspergillaceae. The transcript has a single exon. The coding region runs from base 1 to 1365 and encodes 454 amino acids.
AUGUCAGCUUCUUCCAAGAAUCCUAUCGUUUUUAUCGGCGCCGCCGGUGAGAUGUGCCAGGUCGCCAUUGAGUUGUUUGCCAGCGCGAGUACCGCACCUCUGGUCCUUGCCGACAUCAACGAGGCUAACCUCGAGCGUGUCAUCUCCAAGCUCCCUUCUGGACGUGCGACCACCCGCAAACUUGACCUCUUUGAUCAUAGUGCACUGCGCAACAUAGUCAAUGGUGCCGCUCUCGUCGUGCUAGGUGCUGGCCCGUACAAACGGACUUCAGGUCCUGUCCUUGAGGCUUGCCUUGAGGCAAGGGUGCCUUACCUCGACUAUGAUGACGACGUAGAGAGCACGCAGGCUGCACUCAAUUUGAACGAGCGGGCGAAGAAGUUAGGUGUGCCUUGCUACAUUGGGUGCGGCGCUUCGCCCGGUAUGAGUAAUGUUAUGGUGAUGGACGCUGUCAAGGAUCUUGAUACUGUGGACACUAUCGAUCUUGCCUGGUGGGUCGGCGACUCCCGAAAUUCCGGCACCGGCAAGGCUGUGGUCGAGCAUUUUCUAUGUAUCGCUGCCGGGCCAUGCUUGACGUGGGCCGAUGGAAAGGCGACUAUGAACGAAAGCUUCGUCGAGACCGCAUAUCUACCCGUUAUACCCGGCCACGGUGAAACUCUGCUACAUGAGACUGCUCAUCCAGAGCCAGUCACACUGCCACGGCUCUUUCCAAACGCCACUAGGAUCCGGUGCUUGGGCGGUAUCGAUCCAAUUCCAGCCAGCGCUAUAGCACGCGGUAUCGGGUCUGCUGUUCGCACUGGCGCUAUGCCCAUGCAAGCCGCCGUGGAUUACCUCUACGACAUGGUAGCCAAGCAACCUUCCUACGAAGGCUUGAGUGCUUCAAUUGGUGCCCUGAAAGAACAACUCAGGGGCGGCGAUAUUUCGUUGAACGAAUUGUCUCAGUUAGUUUCUCACACCGCGGAGACUCUAGGACCGAUGCGAUACGGUCUCUCAGGCAUGUUAGAGUAUAUCCGAAAGGGUGAAAUCUCGAUUAUGCAGUGUCUGGGGUAUUUAGUCAACGUGGCUCGCGGCAAACCAGACCCACAACGCUCGGGAUUGCUGGUACGAGUUGUUGGUACUCGUAAUGGGAGCCCAGCCGUGGCUACCAGACGCAAUCCCACAACCGGCCUGGACUCUUUUCUAGGAAAGAGUAUGGGCGCUGCGACGGGGGCAUCUGCCGCAGCUUUCAUGCUGAUGGUGUUGGAACCGGCCGGUCAGAACCAUGGAGGCGGCGUCUUUUGUCCCGAGGAUUGGGCCGAGCCACAACGCUUUUAUAAGGCUUUGGAGCGGCUCGGAUGCCCACCGGAUGAGAUUGUCGAAUCAAUCUAG